CCUCACCGACGAUGGUACAUUAGUUAAGAUCUGAUUUUUUCUGCGGCUCCAUCAAACGCGCGCGCUCAGGGCGGGUCGUGUGACGUCACGCGCGCGUCCACGGACCAGACGCUCGGCGAGUCAACGGAUGUUUGUACCUCAAAACCCCAAAUAAAACCAUCACUUAAAGCGGAACGACGGGAACAGAUAACGCGGGGAGAUGUCUGUGGCGGGGCUGAAGAAGCAGUUUCACAAAGCGACUCAGAAAGUCAGUGAGAAGGUCGGAGGAGCUGAAGGCACCAAACUAGACGAUGAUUUCAAAGAAAUGGAAAAGAAAGUGGACGUUACAAGCAGAGCGGUGCUCGACAUCAUGACUAAAACCACAGAAUACCUGCAGCCAAACCCCGCGUCCAGGGCACGUCUAAGCAUGAUCAACACCAUGUCUAAGAUCAGGGGUCAGGAUAAGGGUCCGGGUUACCCUCAGGCUGAGACGGUGCUGGCAGACGCCAUGCUGAAGUUCGGACAUGAGCUCGGAGAAGAAUCAUGUUUUGGUCUGGCUCUGCUGGACGCCGGUGAAUCCAUGCGUGAGCUCGGUGAGGUGAAAGACGCUUUAGAUAUAAACGUCAAACAGAACUUCAUCGACCCGCUGCAGAACCUGCACGACAAAGAUCUCCGAGAGAUUCAGCAUCAUCUGAAGAAGAUGGAAGGCCGACGCCUGGACUUCGAUUAUAAGAAGAAGCGUCAGGGGAAAGUGACGGAUGACGAGCUCAAACAGGCGCUGGAGAAAUUUGACGAGUCUAAAGAGAUCGCGGAGCAGAGCAUGUUUAACCUGCUGGAGAAUGACAUCGAGCAGGUGAGUCAGCUGUCGGCUCUGGUUCAGGCUCAGGUGGAGUAUCAUCAGCAGGCUGCUGAGAUCCUGCAGCAGCUCUCCAGCAAGAUAGAAGACAGGAUAAAGGAGAUGUCCAAUAAACCCCGGAAGGAGUACAUCCCCAAACCCCACAUGGAGCUUCAACUGCCCAGUGAGAAUUACAACGGAGGAAUAAAUUCAGCAAAAUCACCUGCACGCUCACCAGCUCCGUUAGAUCAGCCGUGUUGUCGCGCGCUGUAUAACUUCGAGCCAGAGAACGAGGGUGAGCUUGGCUUCAAGGAGGGUGACAUCAUAACUUUGACCAAUCAGAUCGACGACAACUGGUACGAGGGCAUGAUCCACGGCCAAUCAGGUUUUUUCCCCAUCAACUAUGUGGACAUCCUGGUGCCUCUGCCUCACUAGGGUCCAACAACCCCAGCUGUUGCCUAGCAACCCAACAGCCGCCUUUAUCGUGCAUCUGUGCUACAGCUUCACUUCCUGUUCCUGUCGAUCAGUGACUGAGGAUUAUGAUGUUGAGGAAGAUUAUAGACAUUAUGGAGUCCGGUUUGAGUGGAGGAACAGUUCAAGUGCUCAGUGUGUAUGAGUUUUUGCGAUCUUGGACUUGUUUAUAUUCUUUUUCUUGUGUUUCAGAUUAUUUAUUUGUACUUGAUUGAUCUAAGGGAACUAGCGCUUCACUCUUCUGAUAAACCUCACUUAAUCCAGCUCUAUCCCAGCAUGCUUAUAGGAAAGUUCUGGAUUUCCAGAUGUGUUUUAUUGUGUCGCUUCUCUAUCUUCGUCACACACUUUAAAUAUUUUUCUCUUGGCUAAGCAAACAACAAGAUGCUGUUGUGAGUGGUUAAAUUAAAAUUUUAUUGCAAUUUGGCUCAGAACAGAAAUGUCGGUCCUGCGCUGCAAAAGUGAGGUUCUUUCUCAGUAUUUUUGUCUUGUUUCCAGUACGAAUAUCUAAAUACUCUUAAAUCAAUAUAAAUAAAUUAAUUAAACAUAUACUUAAAGUCUUGUUUUCUGAAAAAUUUACUAAAAUAAAAUGUGUUUAUUCUUAAAACAAAAAAUAUAUAUAUCUGACAAUGGCAUUUGAAAUUGAGUUUGAAAUUGAGUUUUCUGACCACACUGACAGAUUUUUAUUUCCUUUUUUAAGCAAAUCUAAUUUUUUAAAUACAUUUUUCAUUAAACAAGACUUCAUAUUUUGAGCCUUUCUUUCAAGUAAAUUUACCUUAAUUUAAGAUUUAUGUAUAUAUAUAUAUUUCUAAUGGAAAGCCAGACAUAAAUAGGGUAACACUUUACAAUGAAGUCAUUAGUUAACUUUGGUGAAAUAACAUUAACUGACAAUGAACAAUUUGUUACAACCUUUAUUAACCUUGUUUAAUAAAAAUACUGUCCAUUUUUAUUUCAUAUUAGUUCAGGUUCAUUAAAUAAUAUUAACAGAUGCCUCUUUGUAUUAGUAAUUGUUGAAAUUAGAUUACCUCAGAUUAAUAGGUGCUUAAGAAUAAUUUGUCAUUUUUAAUUCUUGUGUUCAAAAUUGGAUAUUGUAGUGUUACCCGAAUAAUACUAAGUGAGAAAAUAAUUUUUGCUGUGUGGUUGGGAAACUUUCUCUUUGUUUGCUUGUUUAAUAACUACUUAUUGUUCAGAAUUCCCAGUGAAAUAUCAAAAUGCAAUAAGCUUAUUGAACAUAGAGCACACGCACAUGGUUUGUUAUUGGUCCAAAUUGGUCAACCUGCCCUAAAACCCAUUUAAUCAAGAUGGACAAAAUCAACUUAAGCUAAAAGAUCAACUGAUAAACCAUAUCGACUAGCGAAUGACCAGCAGUGUGCAGCCUUCAUAAGCUAGUUAAACUGGGUUUUUCUUGAGCCUGAUGGUAGAUGUUUCCUGAAGCAGCAUAUAAAGUCUUAUUUUUUUAAAUAAGUGGUAUUUCCACGAAUGCCAAGAUUACCGGAGUGUGCUGGUUAUUGUGUGUAUGCGUGUGAAUGUUUCCACAUAGAAUAUAAUGCUAGUUACUACUGUAGUGUUAGCAGUUAGUCGUUAGUGCUGUGAUGUUUGUAAGCACAUGUGGUUUGAGAAAGACUAUUUUUAAUGUUAAAAUGAUGGAUUGAUUGCAGCUGAAGAACAUAUAUAGUGUCUACUAGACUGAAGUGUAGCAGAGUUUGUUGUUUAAGUGGUUGAUGGACCAUGUUCUGUAGCACAGCUCGCGCUGUGUGUUGUUUGUUGCCUUCAACGCGUUCGGCCUUCGUUUGAAACCGUGAUGUUUGUCGACCGCUGCUUGCGGCCAGACCAGUGACUAUGGAAGCUUGUUUCUGUUACAGAACACAAAAAUAAAAAAGAUAAUUGCAACUUUAUCUCACAAUAAUGAGUUCUUCAUCACAAUUGUAAGUUUAUAUUUAGAAAAUUUUAAAGACAUUUAUUAGCCAGUUAUAAUCUCAUAAUUGGAGGUUUGCAUCUUGUAAUUCCCUUUUCUCAGAAUUCAAAGUUUAGGUCUAUAUUUUGCAAUGCUGAAUUUUUUGUUUUGUUUAAAUCUCAUUUUCUUUUUGUUUUUUCCACAGAAUUAAAAAAAGGUAAUUGCAAAGUAAAAAAAAUGAUCUCACAGUUCUGACAUUUUAGCAAAUUGUUCACACAAAUUGUUCAAUUUCUUCACGCAAUUCUGAGUUUAUAUCUCACAAUUCUUACAUUUUGCACAUUUCUGACUUUUUUCGUGUAAUUCUAAGUUUUUAUAUCACAAUUUUUACAUUUAUACGCAAUUCUGACUUAUUUCUCUGAAUUCUGAAUUUAUAUCUCACAAUUCUAACUUUUCUCACACUUCCGACUUUUUUCUUUGAAUUCUGAGUUUAUAUCUCAAAACUAUUUUUUUUUGUUUUGUUUUACAAUUCUGACCUUUUUCUAUGAAUUCUGAGUUUAUAUAUCACAAUUGUGGCAUUUUUCGCAAUUCUGACUUAUUUUUCAGAGUUCUGAAUUUAUAUCUCACAAAUAAAAAUGUUUUUUUUUAUAUCUGACUUUUUUCUUAGAAUUUCUAGUUUCUAUCUCCAAUUCUGACUUUUUAUUUCAAUUUCUGUGUUUAUAUCUCACAGUUCUGUCUUUUUCGUAAUUCUGACGUAUUUCUCUAAAUUCUGAGUUUAUAUCUCACAAUUUAAUUUUUUUCUUUGAAUUUACAAUCUUCAAUUGUGGCAUUUUUCGCAAUUCAAUUUUUUUUUUCGAUUUCUGAGUUUAUAUCUCACAAAUCUGUCUUUUUCGCAAUUCUGACUUUUUUCUUGGAAUUGAGUUUAUAUAUCACAAUUCUCAAAUUUUUGGCAAUUCUGACUUUUUUAUUUUUUAUUUUAUUCUGUUUACAUCUUACAAUUCUGUUUCUCUCUCUCACUCUGUUUUUCGGGCAUGGAAUAUAAAAGGGGUUAAUUGUGACAUGUUAUUUUUCUCUCAGAGUUUAAAAUAAGUCAGAAUUAUAAGAUAAAACCAUAUGUUUUUAUUCCAUGGUGGAAUAAGCUUCCAUAACUGUUGAUUUAGAAAUGUAACAGAGAGUUUCUUGUUUUUGUCAUGAAAUAUUCAGGUCUAGUAGCUGAUGAAACGCAUCUGAGGACAGCAGUUUUCUUUAUAUGAGCGUGUGUUUUGUGCCAUCUGUUCUCCGUCACGCGUUACUGAACCAGGUGUGACUCUACAACCUGUGCAUCACAUCCAGUUCAUCGUCACUGUGUUUUUGUUCUGAAUAGCCAUGAACACGAGCGAUGUACCACCAGAUGUUUUGUUUUGAUUUCUGCUGCGUUGUGUCUUCACCUGUGUCCUGAUUGGCUGCGAUUGUUUCACAUCAAACAUGCGUCAUGUCCAUGGUCACAUCUGCACACCUGCGAAGAAGAACAUCAAGUCCAUCUCAUAGUUCACCCCCAAACCCCAAUUAGAUUAGACUUUUUUAAAGACAAUUAAUGCGCAAUCAUUUUAUGCACAUCAUAAUUUUUAUGACAUUUAAAGUGAUAGAAAUAUGAGUGUUACUCUAACGCAAGCAAGUUAUUGUCAGCUGUAAAGUAUAUUUGUAGAGUACAAAUGAAAUGUGUAUAACUGAUUAUUUAUUUAUUUAGCCAAACCACUUUGGAAUUUUAUAUAUAUUGAUGAGUAAUAUUAGUUUAAAAUUUUAUUUAUUUAUUUUUUAAGUGUUGCGUUUUUGUUUAAAAAUUAUUUAUUUUUAAAUGUAAAUUUUUUAUGAUUUAAUUAUAGUUUUUUUGUACAAUUUACCGUAAAUCUUUUUAAUUGUAGUAAAAAUAUUGUCACGUGAUGGGCUAAAGCUGGGCGUUUCUUUGCAGGAUUCACGAAGUUGAGACGCGCUGUUCACUCUGAAUCUUAAAUCUUUCUCAUGCAUCUAAUGAUUAAAUCAGUGUUAUUAUUGAUAGUAUUAUCACAGAUUUCCAGUCAGUCACAUCUGAUACGGGCAAUAACUUUGAAAUCACACUCUCUCUUUAUAUAAUGUAAAUGUGUGUGUUUGAAUAGCAGUAUAAACACUUGAAUCAUCGCUCCACGACGCAAACCUGUAAUGUGUGUGUGUGUGUGUUGUGCACGUGAUGUUACAGAGAUUCACUGUUUUGAUGUCAUAUGUUUGUAUUUAUUUAGCUCUUUUCUUGUGCUGGACGACAAACCUGUACUGCUUGAUGUGAGAAUAUAAUGAGAAUAAACACAAUAUCACUGCAAUGUC
Messenger RNA from Carassius gibelio (silver crucian carp), 5507 nucleotides. It is a transcript of the gene sh3gl2b, whose product is annotated as SH3 domain containing GRB2 like 2b, endophilin A1. Gene Ontology annotation, molecular function: protein binding. The transcript is spliced from 9 exons. NCBI's taxonomy places the organism in Eukaryota, Metazoa, Chordata, Actinopteri, Cypriniformes, Cyprinidae. The coding region runs from base 200 to 1249 and encodes 349 amino acids. Gene Ontology annotation, biological process: synaptic vesicle uncoating. The record is from RefSeq and is a predicted model, not a curated record. Gene Ontology annotation, cellular component: presynapse; glutamatergic synapse; cytoplasm.